Messenger RNA from Caenorhabditis elegans, 927 nucleotides. NCBI's taxonomy places the organism in Eukaryota, Metazoa, Nematoda, Chromadorea, Rhabditida, Rhabditidae. The record is from the annotation of a RefSeq genome assembly.
AUUAUAUAUGUUGGGUUCAUUCAUUUUUGGGUGCCAAUAAUUUUUGGCAUUCUCUCGUAUUGUUCAAAUUCAGUGUAUUUGUUCGUUGUUUUAACCAAAAGUCGUUCUACAAUUGGAGCAUAUAAGUAUAUGCUCAUGAGUUUUGGAGUCUUUGAUAUAAUGUAUUCAACAGUUGAUAUGGUUGUGGCCAUGGGAUCUCAUAGUGAAGGAAACACAUUUUGUCUGUUUAUAUCUCAUGGACGUUUUGCUGAUGACCCGGAAAUGGGAUUUGUUGCCCUCUGUGUCCGAUGCAUGUUUUUCUUAUUAAGCUAUGGAGUUUUGGAAGUUCAUUUUAUAUAUCGUUACGUUGCUAUUUGCCGCCCACAAUGGAUUUCUUACUUCACAAAUCCCAAAUGUAUUAUCAUUCUUAUUAUUGGAGUCUUCGGGCAGGGAAUUGUCUGGUUCUGUUCUGUUUAUUUCUUCAUGUGGUCAGAUGAUGAAAUGAGAUCUUACUUAGAGACACCAUUCUAUCGGGAUUAUAAUUCAGAUGUUUAUAAAGUCCCAAUACUUGGAAGUACUUAUUGGGGUGCCUCCACAAAACUCAUCGUAUCAACAGGAAUCGUUAUUAUUUCCAUAAUUUCUUGCUGGACAAUAUAUUUCUGCUUGUGGACUGGUUGGACGAUUCAUUCGAAGCUGAAGGUGGUAGAUAUGAGCAAAAAUACUAAAACAAUGCACAGAAAUUUGCUUGGUCUGUUCCAAUCAUCCAUUCUCAACAAUUUCACUGCAGUCAUUGCUGUGGCUGCAUUUUCAUUUGUGGAUCCUCUAGAUAUCAUGUUGUUUCUUCCGGACUAUAGGAACGCUCUCUACAAAAUAUUUGUUCCAUGUUUGUUCAAGCCAGUCGCAAUUUAUCCAGAUUCCACAGCAAGAGAAAGUUCCAACAGGAGCUGA